AUGCUUGGGCCCUUAUUUGAAGAUCUAAGGGGCCCUCCAAAGUACAUGCUCUUGCAAAUUUCCAGGGGGAAUCUGCAGAGGCGUGGUGAUAAAAUAAUUGACUCGGAUGAUGAAACAGAAGGAGCAGAAGCACCUUUUAACCAAAAGCUGUUUGGAAUUCUCAGAAUAUACUACACUUUGCUUGAUUCUUUGAAACGGGUUUCUCUGGGGAUUGUGGCUGGUGCCUCCUCAGGAAACUGGUCUGGUAAAAGUUCUGCAAUCAUCCUACUGUGCAUGACAUCUUUUCAACUCUUCUUCAUGGUUCUUAAGAAGCCAUUUAUUAAGAAGAAGGUUCAGUUAGUUGAGAUAAUCUCAGUUUGCAGCGAAGUGGGCAUUUUCUCUACUUGUUUGGUUCUCUUAGAGAAGGAAUUUUCAGCCAGGGAGGAGAUGAAAAUUGGGAUCUUUAUGCUUUCAUUAUUCUUUCUGGCUUUUAUGGCCCAAAUGAUCAAUGAGUGGCAUGCUUUGUACAGACAGACAAAACAACUGGACACUGCUGGGGACUCUUUCUUGUUGGGUUUGAAAACAGCUUCAAUUGGACUCCUAUUCUUUAUGCCACAAGGGCUAAUAAAAAACCUGGAUAGCAAAUUUUCCCUGAACAAUCGUGGGGCUGGAAAAACAGGGGAUCCUGCUUCAUUUGAUGAGAGGAAUACGAGCUCUAGCUCUGGUGGUAGAACCUCGGGUGAUAAACCAUGGCUGAGACAACUUAGAGAACUAGCAAAGGCUAGCUUUAGUAAAGAAAGAAGUGGAGAUCCAAAUGUUCCAUCGACUAGUCAUUCCAAAUGGAGCAGCAGGUUCUGGGGUGCUAAGAGAAGUGGGAGCUCAUCUACGAAUUCUUCAUUGGAUUUCAAGUCAAAACCGAGAGGGUUGUACAAAGAUUUGGAAGCCAUUUUUGCAUCUAAGUGA
This is a messenger RNA of Ilex paraguariensis (yerba mate), 942 nucleotides long. The record is from the annotation of a GenBank genome assembly. NCBI's taxonomy places the organism in Eukaryota, Viridiplantae, Streptophyta, Magnoliopsida, Aquifoliales, Aquifoliaceae.